UUUUUCUUGUAGUCCCGUUAGAAGGAAGGAAAAAGGAAGAGAAUUUCUCAUGUUUUUUCCUUGAACGCUAGGAAUAGAAUUAGGGCCCCGACGGGCCAAUCUUCCUAUCUCUCUCAAUUUCUCCGCCGUCUUCUGUUCAUUCUUUUCGUCGCCUCAGCUUCAGUAAGCGAUUGCUGACUCAGAUCGUUACUCAAUCUGGUUCAACUCACUUCAUUUCUGCUGCUGUUCCUCUUUUAAGGUGGACCCUGAUUUGCAAUAAUGGGGGAAAACACUUCACCGACAGGUGAUAACAGAGACCCAAACAAUGAUAAUGCUGAAAACAAGAUGAUUGAAACUAGCAUUGACGCGAUAUCUCGUAGGGUUCAAGAGUCCUUAUUUAUUGAAAAUCGACACAAGUUUUGGGAAACACAACCUGUUGGACAAUUCAAGGAUCUUGGUGAUUCGAGUUUGCCUGAAGGCCCGAUUGAGCUACCUACCCCAUUGUCUGAAGUCAAGCAAGAGCCCUAUAACUUGCCUGCGCCUUAUGAAUGGAUUACAUGUGAUAUGGAUACCGAGCAAAUGUGCAGUGAGGUUUACAAUCUUCUGACAAAUAAUUAUGUUGAAGAUGAUGAGAAUAUGUUUAGGUUCAAUUACUCUAAGGAGUUUCUUCAGUGGGCGCUUCGUCCACCUGGCCAUUACAAGUUUUGGCAUAUUGGUGUGCGGGUAAAGGCCUCGAAAAAGCUGGUUGCCUUUAUUACGGGUGUGCCUGCAAGGAUAUGUGUUCGUGAUGAGGUUGUUACCAUGGCUGAGGUUAAUUUCUUGUGUGUGCAUAAGAAGCUCAGGUCAAAGAGGCUUGCACCUGUUAUGAUUAAGGAGGUGACUAGAAGGGUUCAUCUGGAAAAUAUAUGGCAGGCUGCUUAUACUGCUGGUGUUGUCAUUCCAACUCCUAUAACAAGCUGUCAAUAUUGGCAUAGGUCUCUUAAUCCUAAGAAGUUGAUUGAUGUUGGAUUUUCAAGGCUUGGCCCGAGAAUGACUAUGAGUCGUACUAUUAAGCUCUAUAAGUUACCAGAUUCUACGGUUACACCAGGUUUUAGGAAGAUGGAACUGCGUGAUGUUCCAGCAGUUACUCGACUUCUGAGGGGUUAUUUAAAGCAGUUUGUUGUGGCACCCGAGUUUGAUGAAAAUGAUGUUGAGCAUUGGCUUCUUCCUAAAGAGAACGUAGUUGAUGGCUAUGUUGUGGAAAGUCCUCUGACCCAUGAGAUCACAGAUUUUGUCAGCUUUUACACCCUCCCUUCUACUAUCCUUGGUAAUGCAAAUUACUCUACUCUGAAGGCUGCCUAUUCUUACUACAAUGUGGCUACAAAAACCUCAUUGAUUCAGUUGAUGAAUGAUGCUCUCAUCAUAGCAAAGACCAAGGACUACGAUGUUUUUAACGCCCUGGACGUCAUGGAGAAUGAGACAUUCCUCAAGGAACUCAAAUUCGGGCCUGGAGAUGGAAAGCUUCAUUAUUAUCUUUUCAACUAUCGCUUAAGUAAUCCCAUGAAGCCUUCAGAACUGGGACUUGUACUCUUGUAAUUUGAGUUUCUUAACAUUAUUGGAAUUGCAUUUCACCAUAUCCAUGUAAGGCCUUGUAUUACGGAAUUGCAUUUUGGAUUCUAUUUUCCAAAUUUUGUUCUCUAAUAGAAAUUGCGUUGACUUACUGUUGCAGUUAAUAGGUA
Messenger RNA from Amaranthus tricolor (Joseph's coat), 1697 nucleotides. Its product is annotated as glycylpeptide N-tetradecanoyltransferase 1-like. Lineage: Eukaryota; Viridiplantae; Streptophyta; Magnoliopsida; Caryophyllales; Amaranthaceae. The record is from RefSeq and is a predicted model, not a curated record. Gene Ontology annotation, molecular function: glycylpeptide N-tetradecanoyltransferase activity. Gene Ontology annotation, biological process: N-terminal peptidyl-glycine N-myristoylation. The transcript is spliced from 3 exons. Gene Ontology annotation, cellular component: cytoplasm. Bases 259 to 1554 code for a protein of 431 amino acids.